This is a messenger RNA of Python bivittatus (Burmese python), 1342 nucleotides long. The record is from RefSeq and is a predicted model, not a curated record. NCBI's taxonomy places the organism in Eukaryota, Metazoa, Chordata, Lepidosauria, Squamata, Pythonidae.
UGCCUGUCUAACCUUCCUUCCAGACCAGGUUCAUCCGGUUUUGUCUAGGCAGUUUUGUUCCGCUCGAGCAGAAAUACGAGGCCUGUGUCAGCCUUGUUAUGGCCUGUGUGCCGAAGCAGAGGCUGUGUUGUGAUCAAGCCCUGACGACAGCAUGGCUUUGUGGACAAGCUUGUCCCCGAAAUUCAGCCGCAGUUUCUUUCCACUGAAAUUUGUGCGAGAGAAAGACAGAAAAAUGCUCUUCCUGGAUGCUUUUGACUGGCAACUGAAAAUUUUAGCUUCUAUUGCUGGCCGCUAAAAGGGGAUGGUUACUAGUCCAAACAAUGUACUUUCUGAGAUCUCAUCUGGAAGUGCUGCAAGAAGCAUUAAGCUUGCUCGGAAAAAGGAUCUGAAAAGCAUUCCUCCACUUGAACCAGAAGUUCUUUCCGUUUUUGUACCUCCAUUUAUCAGCAAGCAAGAUUUACAAGCCCUUCCUUUUAAUAGUAAUGCUUUCAAUAAAGCAAAACGCCGUUCCUUUCGAAAAAAGAAAGAGAAAUUUAAGAUUGAGAAUGCAAAGGCUCUGAAUGGAGCCCCCAAAGUACCUGAGGAUGAAGAUGUCAGCGUUCCCAAAGAUGUCGACCUCAAUGGAUUGCCCCAGCUUUGCUUUCCAGGAGGAUUUUAUAUCACAUGUGAAUCUAGAGAGGACCACAUCCAUUUUCUUGUUUUCACAGAUGUUUUUGGAAACCGAACGUACGGAGUUGUGGCCCAGUAUUACCAGCCUAUGCAAGAUGGACGCCUCUACAACGGGCAGGUACAUUGGGAAAACACACAGGGCUCUAGAGUCGAUACGUGCUUUGUACCAUUUGCUGUUUGUGUCAUAUCCAGGUAUCCAUAUUUCAAUGCCCUCAAGGACUGUUUGUCUUGGUAAGGAUGAAUAUUUGGGUUCCUUUUUCUUUGUAAGAACAAAUAUAACUGCUGUGAUAGAGGCAUGAUUUUCUUAGCAGUUACGAGAAUUGUCAGAAUAUGAUAAGCAGGGGAAGCUUAACGCCGAAGACGAAUUGAUACAUUGAUAAUUAACAGCAUUUAUGUAGACUUUCUUUUCUGAACGUGAUUUCAGUUUUCACAGUUCGAUUUCUUUCAUACUGAAAUCGUGUUGAUUUCCAUUUGACAGUGUUUCUCAUGAUGACUGAUUUUUGUAGAGAAGAUUUCAACAUGAGGGGUAGACUGUGUCGCCAUUAGAUGGACACAGGGUUGGUUGUGCAAUCGUACCCAACAAGUAUAUGUCAGUGGCUCUUUGUCAAGCACACUUUUAUUGUUAGUGCAGAUGUAGUUCUAAUCUUCCAUAUACAGGUAGUCUUCGUUUAGU